Messenger RNA from Zingiber officinale, 842 nucleotides. Its product is annotated as F-box protein SKIP8-like. The transcript has 3 exons. The coding region runs from base 5 to 751 and encodes 248 amino acids. The record is from RefSeq and is a predicted model, not a curated record. Lineage: Eukaryota; Viridiplantae; Streptophyta; Magnoliopsida; Zingiberales; Zingiberaceae. Gene Ontology annotation, molecular function: protein binding.
UUAGAUGGACGCGGCCGACAACUUCUCCCUCCGCUCCUGUUUAAUCGCCGCCGGAGCCACCGCUCUUUGCUGCCUCUGCGCCGCUUGGGUGCUCCGGUUGCGCGCUGGGUGGAAGGAGAAGCAGCGCAUGGAGGUGGGCGAAAAGGUUGCGGAGGCAGGCGGGUCGAUGAUAGAGCAGCUGGCGCCGGAUAUCACCACGCACGCGCUCAGCUACCUCGACUAUGCCAGUCUUUGCCGGUUCUCUAUGACAAACUCCGUGAUGAGGAAGGCUGCCAACGACGAUGUCGCCUGGAAGGCCCUCUAUUACAAGGACUUCAAUGUUGAACAAGAGAUCGUUACUCCGACAAAUGGAUGGAAGGCUUGCUAUGCUGUCACAAAAGCUAUUUUGGAUGUGAAUGCAAGAUUCUACAAUAUAGUCAGAGUGGGCUCGCUUCAGGAAAUGAGUUGUCUAUGGUUGAAUGCGAACCAUGUAAAAUGCAUAUAUGAACCUGGAGGAGUAUUCACAGGGUAUGAUGCGGUAAUGGAUAGAUGGGAUUUGAUAAUCAACUGGGGGAGUCUAGAUGGUGUUAGACGACCGAUUGAUGUCCGAAUAAAGAAUGUGAGAGCUCGUAUUCUCGAAGGCGAGGCAUGGGUCACCUUGGACACUUACACGAACUGGAACUUUGUGACGUUCCGCGAGACCAAUGUGUAUGAGUUCCACAACGGCCAGUGGUUCAUCGUUUAUCAUUCAUCAAUCAUCUCAUCUCAGUAAUGAUGCAAGAAGAUCGACAGAACAAAUUUGGCUGAAGCCCAUCGAAAAAGCAAUACAUUGGCACAAGGAGGCUAGAACUCAUCCUUUUUCA